AUGCUUUUCCAAGCCACGCCCCUGCCUUUCGACGCGCUCAAACAGCCUGGUUUAUCUUGGGGUGUUGGAGAAAUGCAUGCGAGCGCUGCGCUUCGUUCCCGCGUUACAUCUCUCCACACCUACGCCCUCUUGUACGCCCUCAUGUGCUCGAGCUCGGAGUGUCUCCAGAUAUUCGCAGUGCUGCGGUUCCUCUUGUCGUGCUUCAAGGUCCAGUCUUCGUUCAUCGUAUGCUUAAUCGAGAUCGAUGCUUUAGUCGUUGUUCGUCGUCUUUUUGGUCGGGCUACCAACAACUACGGGGGAAGCAGACGCUGUGAGGAAGCUGACGCCGCUUUCCUCGUGUUCUACGGGGAAUGA
Messenger RNA from Ramularia collo-cygni, 354 nucleotides. RefSeq lists its product as uncharacterized. The transcript has a single exon. Lineage: Eukaryota; Fungi; Ascomycota; Dothideomycetes; Mycosphaerellales; Mycosphaerellaceae. Bases 1 to 354 code for a protein of 117 amino acids. The record is from RefSeq and is a predicted model, not a curated record.